Silurus meridionalis is the source of this 2347-nucleotide messenger RNA. Its product is annotated as syndecan binding protein (syntenin). Bases 360 to 1313 code for a protein of 317 amino acids. The transcript has 9 exons. The record is from RefSeq and is a predicted model, not a curated record. NCBI's taxonomy places the organism in Eukaryota, Metazoa, Chordata, Actinopteri, Siluriformes, Siluridae. Gene Ontology annotation, cellular component: plasma membrane; cytoplasm. Gene Ontology annotation, molecular function: protein binding.
AAAGGGUACAUGCAUGUUGUUUGCAUGUUAGGGAACAACAUGAUGUUUUUGCUGGCAAUCAGAUCAACACAUUGGUCAUGAAUCGACGAAGGAACUCGCGCGCGCCCCGAGAACAAACCGUGCACGCGCACAGUCGGCGCAUUUGAUACCGCGUGGUCAGCUCAUCAUCUGAGACACAGAAGGUCAGCGACUAGUCAGGAUCAUCAUUAGUGUUUGUGUUCUGAAUCGCAACGCAGAAUUGGAGACUAACCAGGUGAAAAUUCCUACUCACGGCCGCGCACUCAUCCGCAUCAUCAUUAACACCACAUCACCAUUAUUAAGGUAACUGAUCCAGAUCAAGAAGAAACAGGAGAGCAACCAUGUCAUUGUAUCCGUCUUUAGAAGACCUGAAGGUGGAUAAAUUUAUUCAGGCAAGGAACACUCCUACAUCCAGUCCAUUUAAAGCCCAACCGCUGGCACUCCCGGACCCCACCUCCUAUCAAUCUAGCCCAUCACACACUGGGGCAAAGGUGGAGGAAAUUGGAGCAGAUGCCUCUGGAAGUUUAUACCCUCAGCUGAGUGAGUUUAUGGGCCUGAAUCUUAAUAUUGAGGCAAUAAAAGCAUUUUCUACAGUCCCUGAGCAAAGUAGUGGAGUAAGUCUCUAUAUGUUACUAUAUGCUCUCAGUGUUUAUUCGUCUGGAACAAACUGGGCAGUUGCUCCGAUAACUGGCAACGAUAUGGGAGUGAAGAGGGCUGAGAUUCGGCAGGGCGUUAGAGAGGUGGUGCUCUGUAAAGACAUGGACGGCAAGAUCGGCCUUCGCCUCAAGGCCGUAGACAAUGGGUUGUUCGUACAGCUGGUACAAGUGAACACUGCAGCCGCAUUAGCAGGACUCCGCUUUGGUGAUCAGAUUCUGCAGAUCAAUGGAGAGUCCUGUGCUGGCUGGAGCAGUGACCGUGCACACAAGGUUCUGAAGAACGCCAGUCCUGAGAGAAUAACGCUAGCUGUACGAGACAGGCCACUGGAGCGCGCUGUCACUCUGCAUAAGGACAUGAGUGGGCAGCUUGGGUUUAUCUUUAAGAAGGGCAGAAUCACAUCCAUAGUGAAGGACAGCUCUGCAGCUCGUAAUGGACUGCUCACUGAUCACCAGAUCUGUGAAAUCAAUGGUCAGAAUGUGAUUGGACUGAAGGACUCUCAAGUGUCAGACAUCCUCAACACUAGUGGGAAUGUUGUGACUGUGACUGUGAUGCCAGUGAUGAUCUUUGAACACAUGAUGAAAAGGAUGUGCAACAGCAUAGUGAAAUCUCUAAUGGACCACUCUAUUCCUGAGGUGUGAUAUAGACUGACCCAAACCUGAACCACAAUGGGCUUGUUUCGCGUGCACAACAACAACGAGAAUAUGGCGUACACAUGCACACUGUGCUUUUGAUCAGUUUAAUACAAAAAUUGGAACCGUGAGAGCCAUUUCUCUCUUUUUUUCUCAGUAUUUCUCUCUUUUGUCAUUAAUGAAAAAACGCUAUUAUGUUAUUUUAUUAUUUAAUGCAGAAUCAUUUUCAAAACUAAAUAGUUUCACUGAUGUAAAGUAAAAACGUAUGUGUUAUGCAAAUAUUUACACAAUUACUUACUUGUAUUAAAAUUUUCUUUAGUAAGUAAAAAAGUUCAUCGGAUUAAAUUUUUCUUGUACAUACUCUGAUUUGCAUUGCUAAUUUCAUGCUUAUUUAUUCAUUUUAUGGCUCUCUGCCUAAGAGCACAUAUCUACCCAAUAUUACAAUACCAUUAGAAAUGUGUUUCCUUGAUUUAUUUUUUCACUCGUAUUUGUUUGUCAAGUAAUUGCAUUGGUCUCAUCAUAAAAUCUGAUGAACAAACUAAGCCACAAUUUACAAGAAACUGUAAAACUAUGCAUAGUUGCUGCAACAUACAUAAAAAAUAAUUAUUGUAAGAAAUAAAAAAUAUCUUAUAAGAUUUCAAGUACAGGUAAAAUUAAUAAUAUAUAAGUCUUUGAAUUAGAAUUUAUUUUAUGGGGCUUUAUAAAUUCAUUAUGUAGCUGCUAUAAACCUUUUACUCACACCCAUCAAUACUGUGUUGAUAUUAGUUGGAAUAAAAUAUGCUGGAUAUGAGAACUUGGUUUUUACAAAUUCAAAGGAGUAACAUAUUUUCUGUUCAUGGUAGGUAUAUAUUUGUUAAUGUUUUUUUGGUUCAUGUGAACAUAAUUAUUUUGAUUUAGUAUUGUAUAAAUAGAUUUAAGACUACUAAAUCAUUUUAAGAAAGCAAAAAAAAACUAUUGAUUUAGCAUGUCCAGGAUGCCCAUAUUGUCUAAUGAUGGUGUGUUUUGAUAUUUCCACUAAAAUAAAAAUGUAAUAGAAAAAUAAA